GUUGACAUCAAAUUUCUCCAUACCGGCAGCUACGGGCGCUGGGGUAUCCAUCUUGUAAUAAACGGUCGAUAAUAGGAAAUAGGAAGCUCCGAGUGGGAAGUAUACUUGGAAACUCUAGCUGUUUACGGUAGGGACACCUGCCAGAUCUCAAAACUUCUUCAGAAGCAAGAGCGGGACAAUCUGGAGUUUGUGAAAAUCGAAAUCCGCUUCAACAUCGUUCCCCUUGUCACCUUGUCACCUUGUUACCUUGGUCGCAUCAAGCAUAAUUCGCAUCCCGUCAGCGCAUCGCCUCUAUUUGUGGUCCCCCAAAUUCUUUAUUCAGCAACUGGGCACCCUCUCUUUUCCUCGCGCACGCGCAACCCGUUUUGACAACAUACUAUCCAAAUAAUACUUACCUACUAACCUACUGACCGACACCUGGGAUAAUCUUCGAGACACAUUUUACCUGUCGAUACUCUCUCUCAUCCUAUCGCGAGCGACAACAAAGUUGACCCCAAAUCCGGGCUCGCCGACAGCAUUCUCUUAGAUACGACGACGAUAUUAACCCGGCUGGCACGUGCCUACCCGCUCGUAUUGUCGAUAUAGAUACGCAUUGUAUUGUUCUCGGUGGGCGACGAACCCCGAUGGAUGUCGAGAUGAAUCCCAGCAGCGGUGAACCAGAAAAUCAGCAACAGCAGCAGCAGCAACAACAACAGCAGCAGCAACAGCACUUGAAUUCUCCGUCGCAAUCGACGCCUCCCUCUCAGAAUACGCCGCCAGGGUCAGCAGCGUCAAUCCAAAAUGCGCAAGGUCAAAUGAGUUUCCGAAGGCAACGGGCUUCGAGAGCGUGUGAGACAUGCCAUGCUAGGAAGGUGCGAUGCGAUGCGGCGAGCCUCGGUGUCCCGUGCACCAACUGUGUUGCCUUCUCAAUCGAAUGCAAAAUCCCACAACCAAAGAGGAAGAAAACACAGGCAAAUGCAGCAAAAGACUCGGAUAGCGAUCGUGGAGAUACCAUCGAUGACCCCUCUCCAAAACCACUAUCAACACCCACACCGGCACCACCGCCGCCAAAUGCCGGUUCGUCGAAUACCUUCCCUGCGCGACCUGCCGUGUACCAUUCCUCGGAAGGUAUACCCUCGACAACUCUCUCCGAGACCCAAGCUAGGAAAGAGGAAGUCGACAACGAUACAUACGUCAACCUGAUCAUGAAACCGAAAUUUACGAGAGCCCCUAUUACUGAAGCUGGUCGGGUUGCCUUUUUAGGAGAGUCAUCAAACCUAACGCUGUUGGUUCACGAUCGCCAAGGAGCUUCAGAUGUCGUGCAUUAUCCGCUUCCUGAGAAUGUACGCGGUUCUAGGGCUCGUUUGACCGAGUUAGACAAUAUCGAGAUCGAUAUCCUUCAUCAACGAGGAGCUUUCCUACUACCACCUAGGACCCUUUGCGACGAGCUGAUUGACUCCUAUUUUAAAUGGGUACACCCCAUCGUGCCUGUCAUAAAUAAGACUCGUUUUAUGAGACAGUAUCGAGAUCCAAAGAACCCGCCUUCACUUCUCCUUUUGCAAGCUGUCCUUCUUGCUGGUUCUCGCGUUUGUAACAACCAACAGCUUAUGGAUGCCAACGGCUCAACUACCCCGGCUGCGUUGACAUUUUAUAAGAGAGCAAAGGCUCUUUACGAUGCCAAUUAUGAGGACGAUCGCGUGACUAUAGUUCAGGCCUUGCUCCUUAUGGGUUGGUAUUGGGAAGGCCCGGAGGACGUUACAAAAAAUGUCUUUUACUGGAGCAGAGUUGCUAUCAUCGUCGCCCAGGGAUCUGGGAUGCACAGAAGCGUAGAAGCAUCGCAACUGAGCAAAGCCGAUAAGAGGUUAUGGAAGCGUAUUUGGUGGACAUUAUUCACUCGCGAUCGAUCCGUUGCUGUUGCGCUUGGGCGGCCGUGCAAUAUCAACCUAGACGAUUCGGAUGUUGAGAUGUUAACUGAGGAUGAUUUCAUUGAAGACGAGCCGGAUAAUGCAAGCGCGUUUGCUCCCGAUCCCAUCCAUGUCCAGUUCUUCUUACAAUACGUCAAACUCUGCGAGAUCAUGGGUCUGGUUUUGUCGCAGCAAUAUUCGGUAGCAUCCAAGGGCCGACGUCAGAAUGCUAUCGAUCUCACUCAUAGUGAUAUGGCUUUGGCGGAUUGGCUACAGAACUGUCCUAAAUUGGUAUAUUGGGAGAUGCCGCGGCAUCACUUCUGGAGCGCGCUACUUCAUUCUAACUAUUAUACUACCCUCUGCCUCCUGCACCGAGCACAUAUGCCCCCUAAUCAUAGCAACGCGGCGAGGUUCCCAGACGACUCUUCUUACCCUUCUCGGAAUAUCGCGUUCCAAGCGGCAGGAAUGAUUACAUCCAUCAUUGAGAAUCUGUCAGCACACGAUGAACUCCGCUAUUGCCCGGCAUUCGUUGUUUAUAGCUUGUUCUCCGCUCUCAUUAUGCACGUGUAUCAAAUGCGAUCUCCUGUACCAUCGAUUCAACAAGUUACGCAAGUUCGGAUCCGGACAUGCAUGGAAGCGCUCAAGGAAGUUUCUCGGGUGUGGCUUGUAGGGAAGAUGGUAUACACGUUAUUCGAAUCUAUAUUAGGUAAUAAGAAUCUAGAGGAGAGAUUGCAGAAAGCUGCUGGAAAACGACAUAAGAAAGUACAACAGAGCUUGGCUCAACUGGAGCAACAUCAUCAAAGACAACAAGAAGCUGCUGCGGCAGCAAAACGGAAAUAUGAUGAAAUGGCUAUUGACUUUAGUAUAAACACGCCGGUGCAUCAAGAGUCGUACGAACGAUCACGCCCGCAAACCCCGAGGAACGAACCAAUUCCAAACCAACCUCAUAUGGGGCCGCCUAUCAACUCACCAAACGCUAAAUCCGGGGACACUUUUAUGGGAGGGACUAGUAGCAGGCCACACACUCGACCUGCGACUCCAUUCAAUCCUUCAUUCUCCCUUCCGACCACACCGCCAGAUCUAUACCUCGUGACUCGCAACUCGCCGAAUAUUUCACAAUCUCUCUGGGAGAAUUUCCAGCCGGACCAACUAUUCCCUGAGAGCUCGCAGAUCCCAUUACCGCAGCUGUCUCCGCCUCAAAACCAACAGAGCCUAGAUCCAAGUCUCGUUAAUCCGAUACAGGCUGGUAUGUCUCCACAGUCGCCCGGGCAAACCAGCCAGUUCCAAGCUCGAAUACCGAACAAAACGACGGUUGCAAGUCCCCAGCAAGCUAACAGUUUUUUGCAACCAGGAAUUGGAGGGUUCCAACCCCAGAAUAACAACUUGUGGCCAGGCGGCGAGGUUAAUACAACAUUACCGGAUGGUCAAAGCCCUGACAGCUGGAGCACGGGAUCGGCUCAGGGACAGCCGGUUCCGGCUACAUUGAAUGUUGAAGACUGGUUCCAAUUCUUCGGCAUCAACGGGAGCGAAAUAAACCUAUCUGGACUUGAUAUGCCUAUGACCUGAGUGGGGGGCUCAACUGUACGAUGAAGGGAACGGUAUUAUAUGUGAUUAUCAUACCUUGGCCGAUUUCUUUCAUGGUAUGAAUUACGUGACGCAAGGCAAGGGGCUUGUACUAUCCCUCUUGCUCGGAGUUUUGGUGUGUUGAUUCGAGAUGGAUCCUAUAUAACCGGCCUGAAGAUUGGUCUUGUGAUAUACGGAUGAGAUACUAGCCAUCUACGACAAAUAUUGAAAAUAUACGUAUGAUUCACGCGAAGGCGUAUGUGUACUUGUAUAAUAUCGUCCUUGGGUUUUCGAAUAAUUGAAA
Molecule: messenger RNA, 3750 nt
Organism: Annulohypoxylon maeteangense
Lineage: Eukaryota; Fungi; Ascomycota; Sordariomycetes; Xylariales; Hypoxylaceae
Product: fungal-specific transcription factor domain-containing protein
Exons: 6
Coding region: 624-3449 (941 amino acids)
Biological process (GO): DNA-templated transcription; regulation of DNA-templated transcription
Molecular function (GO): DNA-binding transcription factor activity, RNA polymerase II-specific; zinc ion binding; DNA binding
Source: RefSeq, a predicted model, not a curated record